GCCUACGUUUGCAUUCCAUUGUCUCUGUUUAGCUCAGUCAGAAUUUAACUCAGCCGGAGACUUGAAACCAAUUCAGUUUGACCUCAAAGAAAUAUUGUUCGGAUUACAAUUUCUUGGCUCAUUCUGCAGCAAAUUUCAUGUAAAACUCAUCUGAACUCUCCUUCUUUUGUGAGUGAGCUAUCUACCCAACAGCUCCAUGUACUUCCGUAGAAUGGUCGGCUAUGACCCCAGCACUGAUGGGCGGCUUCUCUCCAGCAGUGAGGUAGCGAUGGCAGGGUCCCUCUCAGGAUUGGUCACUAGAGCCCUGAUCAGCCCCCUGGACGUCAUAAAGAUCCGCUUCCAAUUACAGAUUGAGAGCCUCUCCAGCCAUGGCACACAGGGAAAGUACCAUGGCAUCCUACAGGCAGUUGGGCUCAUCCUUAGAGAGGAGGGUCUACCUGGAUUCUGGAAGGGACAUGUUCCAGCUCAGCUCCUGUCUGUAUCCUAUGGGGCUGUUCAGUUUGUUAGCUUUGAGAUGCUGACAGAACUCUUUCAUGUCUCCACUUCGCUGGAUCCUCGUAGCCCAGCCGUGCACUUCCUGUGUGGAGGGCUGGCUGCCUGCUCCGCGACCCUGGCUGUACAGCCUCUGGACACUCUAAGGACACGAUUUGCUGCUCAAGGAGAGCCUAAGGUUUAUAGGAACCUGCGUAAUGCGAUCUUUACUAUGUUUAGGACUGAGGGGCCUGUCGCAUUUUAUCGUGGCCUUUUCCCCACCCUUCUUGCUGUAUUCCCAUAUGCCGGCCUCCAGUUCUCCUCAUACAACCUUCUGAAAAGGACCUGGAACCUAGUGCUGCUUAAAGAUCAGACACAAAAAGACAGCCUCAGGAACCUUCUCUGUGGCAGCGGAGCAGGAGUGAUCAGUAAAACAGUCACCUACCCCUUUGAUCUUUUUAAAAAGAGACUCCAGGUUGGUGGCUUUGAGCAGGCAAGAGCACACUUUGGAAAGGUAAGAACGUACCAUGGCCUUGUGGAUUGUGCAUGCCAAAUAUGGAAAGAAGAGGGUUUCCGUGGAUUCUUUAAAGGACUGGCUCCCAGCCUGCUCAAGGCUGCGUUCUCCACUGGGCUCACCUUCUUCUCUUAUGAGCUGUUCUGUAGCCUCAUGCUGAGUGCAAAGAAAGCCAAGAAACGCAAGAGGAAAGAGGACUGAACACCAACAAGGACACCUCUAGGAGAAAUGUAGUGUGUUACCCAGAAUGCUAAAGGAGACCGGAAUCUUACAUUACCUCUUAAAUGCCAUGUGGGUUGCGUAGUAACGUACAGCUACCAACCCUAUUCCAAAUGCACUAAACCAGUCAGAUAACAUAUGGCUGCUAUGUGUAACUGAAGUGCAAAGAUAGCCAAAAAAAAUCCUAGAGGAAUGAGGCAAGGAACAAUAAUAGGAAUUUCAUGCAAUAGGAGAAAGAACUGGACCUUGUUGUUUCACUCACAAGUAGGUUGUGUGGGAAUCUAUAGAAACUAUUCAGACAUUAGCUUCUGAAGUUUUAACUGCACUAAACUAUUCAAAGCUAAAUACUUGAUGGUUGCUUUGGGUUAUUAAAGUAAGGCACUUUUAUUCAUGUGUUACUAACUAGCCAUCCCCUCAGUCAUCCAUGCAUUUCUAGAGAAUUGUCUUCCGCACACAUCUGCCUUAUUAUCCCAUAAAAACAAAUGGGCUACUAUUUCAAAGGUGCUGGUCAAGAAAGUAUUUCAUUCAAUUCACAUUCAGUUGCUAAAGGGCCCUCCAUCCUGUCGGGCAUUUGUUUUUAUUAGUGUCAUUGUCACAAAUGGGGCCACGGACAGUGAUUAGCACUGACACCAAGGGUGAUGGCUGUUUGCAGAAUUCACCACCUGUGUCCAUUCUUCUAAAAAGGGGAUAUUUCUGGGAAGACUGGAAAUAGUGUGCACCACAUUAGGCAGGACAGUUACACAAAAAGACUCCUGUAAUGCAUAGCCACUCUAUAUCCAAUCUUCUCUAUAGUCAGCCUUAAUGUUUAUUUAGUGUCCGUGCAACAUACAUGUUACAUAUAAAGUAUCUGAGGAUGUACCAAAUCUAGAAUUUGGUUUAGGAUUUGGCCGAAUCCCAGCAUUUUUUGCAUGAUUAGGAUUGGAAGAAUCCUUAGGUCAAAUUUGGUGGAACUCUUAAAUUCACAUGACUUGACAAGCUCUGGACAACUGAAAGCGGCAUUUUGCUUUUGUUUAGGGAUGGUUCAAUUAUUUUUCUUAUUUAUUUACAAUUUUAUUAUUUAGCUGAGCUUGGAAUACGCACCUUACAGUUUGGAUUCGGUUUUUCAGCCAAAUAUUUUUUCAAGUAUUCUGACGAAACCUAUAAUGAUGGAUUCAGUGCGUUCUUAGUAAUAUCGCUGUUAUAUGAUCAGUUAUAUUUAUUCAUGUGUUUUUAUUCUGCUGUGUUUUAUAUGAGGAUAUCCUCACAAAUGCUUCAUUUAAAUUAAAUGUCAUUUUAAGUAUGA
Molecule: messenger RNA, 2486 nt
Organism: Xenopus tropicalis (tropical clawed frog)
Lineage: Eukaryota; Metazoa; Chordata; Amphibia; Anura; Pipidae
Gene: slc25a19
Product: solute carrier family 25 (mitochondrial thiamine pyrophosphate carrier), member 19
Exons: 7
Coding region: 197-1186 (329 amino acids)
Biological process (GO): thiamine pyrophosphate transmembrane transport; thiamine-containing compound metabolic process; transmembrane transport
Cellular component (GO): mitochondrial membrane; membrane
Molecular function (GO): thiamine pyrophosphate transmembrane transporter activity
Source: RefSeq, a predicted model, not a curated record